AUGGCAACACCACGCCAGCUUGUAGAAUUUCUCAAUCAAUAUAUUGUUGGACAGGAGAAUGCAAAAAAAGUUCUUUCUGUGGCCGUUUUCAAUCACUACAGUCGUGUCCGGGCGAACUUAUCCAUGGUACAAGCAAGGGAGGAUGCAUAUAGGAAUGAAGUAGAACAAUCAGAAAAUGGUAUACGAACAGCCAACAUUCGGCCGCUACGAAGCCAAUCAUCCCUGCUACUCCCGAACCCACCGUCUCCCAUGAUUGAGAAAAGUAAUGUCCUCGUAAUAGGACCCACCGGAUCUGGAAAGACCUUGCUGGCUAGAACGUUGGCAAAGGUUUUGGAUGUCCCAUUCUCUGUCAGCGAUGCAACAUCGUUCACGCAAGCCGGAUGUCAGUCUUUGUCUUUGAGAGUCCCCAUUGAUUUCUCAAAGAAGCUAUGUAGACGUAGGAGAGGACGUUGA
This is a messenger RNA of Marasmius oreades (fairy-ring Marasmius), 453 nucleotides long. RefSeq lists its product as uncharacterized. Gene Ontology annotation, cellular component: mitochondrial matrix. The coding region runs from base 1 to 453 and encodes 150 amino acids. Gene Ontology annotation, biological process: proteolysis; protein catabolic process. The transcript has 7 exons. Lineage: Eukaryota; Fungi; Basidiomycota; Agaricomycetes; Agaricales; Marasmiaceae. The record is from RefSeq and is a predicted model, not a curated record. Gene Ontology annotation, molecular function: ATP binding; ATP hydrolysis activity.